AGACGGAAGUUAUUGAAAGUACGAGGUGACCUGAACGCGGCGCAGAGAUAAACAGAAGUGCAUGAUGCAGGCAGUGGAGGUUAUCGGCGUUAGUUACCAAAGUCUUCGCAAACGUAACAUUUAUUUGAAGUAAACGCGUCCUGUGUGCUGCACUUUUUGUGUGGGUACCCACCUCGAGGGAUUUAUAGGAAGUGUUGACAUAUGCACUGAACUUUGCUCCCCUGUCCCCGUCCCUGUCCCUGUCACUCAGUCACCAUGGCCUCCUACAAGCGGCUGAACCCGGAGGAUGUCCAGUUUUCCAGUGAAGUUUUCUCGGGGGAGCCUCGUUCCCGUGUUCCGGCGCUGGAUCCAGAGGAGGCCUCCUUGCUUCCACGUUUGCCGUCAUGCUCCAUCACCAAGGGUCUCCUGGUGAUCGGCUGCCUGCUGCUGAUCCUGUUUGGGGGCUGGCUCCUGGGCACCAUGUUCUGGCUCCACGGCACCCCCAGCCAACAGCCUCCACCGCUGCCGGGUGCCAGACCGAUGCCGGGCUCUAACGUGCAAGUGAACGACACCGUCGCCGCCGCCCGCAGAGAGGCCUGCGGCCUGAUCCCCGAGGCGUGGAGGUUCGACUGCUAUCCCGAGAGAGGCGCGGUCGUGACCCGGGAGUUGUGCGAGGCGAGGAACUGCUGCUUCAUCCCCGCGUCCACGGCUUCCUCUUCGGCCGCUCGGCCGUCAGGGAAAAACGGAAUCCCUUGGUGUUUCUAUCCCCCGGGCUUCCCGUCCUACUCGCUCGUGUCACUAAAUGACACAUUGCUGGGGCAGAAAGGUACGCUUGUUAAGGAGGAGAAGACUUAUUACCCCGGAGACAUACUCACUGUUGAGGUGGACGUACGUCACGAGACGGACAAUCGGCUUCGCGUCAGGAUAACGGACCCUUCAGCUUCACGUUUCGAGGUCCCCAUCUCUGUCCCCAACGUCACCGAGAAGGCACAAAGCCCCGAGUACAUAGUGGAGCUUUCAAAGCAGCCGUUUGGUCUGGUUGUGAAGAGGCGCUCCACAGGAACGGUGCUUCUGAACACGACCGUGGGGCCGCUCUUCUACGCGGAUCAGUUCCUCCAGUUCUCCACCUCCCUGGCCAGUCAGUUCAUCUACGGCCUGGGGGAGCACCGCUCCAACUUUCUGCAUGACGUCCACUGGAACACACUCACCAUGUGGGCCAGGGACGUUCCUCCCACGGAAAAGACGAACCUGUAUGGGGUCCAUCCGUUUUAUCUGGCGAUGGAGGACGGAGGGAAUGCUCACGGCUUCUUCCUGCUGAACAGCAAUGCCAUGGAUGUGGCCCUCCAGCCGGCCCCGGCCCUCACGUGGCGAACCAUCGGUGGAAUCCUCGACUUUUAUGUUUUCCUCGGCCCCGACCCCGGUUCAGUGAUUGAACAAUACGUGGAAGUCAUAGGAUACCCAGCGAUGCCGAUCUACUGGGCUCUGGGAUACCAUCUCUGUCGCUGGGGCUACAACACCAGUAAUUCUACCUGGGAGGUUGUCAAGAGCAUGAGGAAUUAUAGUAUACCCCAGGACGUCCAGUGGAACGACAUCGACUACAUGCAACAAUACAUGGACUUCACCUUUGACUCUGCAAGGUUCGACACACUGCCAGACCUGGUCAGGGACCUGCACACUCACAACCAACGCUACGUCAUGAUCCUGGACCCGGGUAUCAGCAGCACGCAGCCUGAGGGCUCAUACUGGCCAUUCGAUGAAGGACUGAAGAGAGGAAUUUUUAUUAAAGAUGCUGAAGGAAAAACACUUAUUGGGAAGGUGUGGCCAGGUCUGACAGCGUAUCCUGAUUUCUCCGAUGAAGCGACGCAUGAAUGGUGGUACGACAACUUGCGGAGGUUCCAUGAGAAUGUGCCAUUUGAUGGGUUAUGGAUUGACAUGAAUGAGCCGUCAAACUUCCUGGAUGGAUCGACCAAUGGCUGCCCAUCAAGCCCUCUUGAAAAUCCUCCAUACACCCCAGGCGUACUUCAGGGUUUGCUGAGAGCUAAAACUCUGUGUGCCACGGCUCAACAGAAGCAGUCAAUACAUUACAACAUGCACAGUCUCUAUGGACUCAUGGAAGCAAAAGCCUCUGCAAGCGCUCUGAAGCGGAUCGUAGCCAAGAGACCUUUUGUGAUCUCUCGCUCCACCUUCCCCAGUCAAGGGAUGUACUCCGGUCACUGGCUGGGAGACAACAGGAGCCACUGGAAAGACCUUUACACGUCUAUAGCCGGUAUGUUGACGUUUAACCUUCUGGGCAUCCCGCUGGUGGGAGCAGACAUCUGUGGGUUCAGUGAGGAGCCGGAGGAGGAACUGUGCGUCCGCUGGACCCAGCUGGGAGCUUUCUACCCUUUCACGCGUAAUCACAACGCCCUGGACGUGAAGCCUCAGGACCCGACAGCGUUCAGCCCGCUGGCUCGUACGGCCAUGAAACAGGCUCUGCUGCUGCGCUAUUCUCUCUUCCCCGUCCUCUACACCCUCUUCCAUCACGCACAUGUGCACGGACACACUGUGGCACGACCGUUAAUGUUUGAGUUCCCGAACGAUGUAAAAACAUACGGGAAUGACAAACAGUUCCUAUGGGGGAAGAGUUUACUAGUGACACCAGUGUUGGAUAAGGGAGUCAAGAGUGUGGUUGGUUAUUUUCCAGAAGGUCUUUGGUACGACUACUACACGGGUGACGCUGUGCGCAGUAAAGGAGAAGAGCUCGAACUCCAAGCACCUCUGGAUAAGAUCAACCUCCAUCUGAGAGAGGGAUAUAUCAUACCAACACAGGCGCCCAACCUGACCCUGUGGGUGAGCAGCGGUCAGCCUCUCCAUCUGGUCACCGCUCUGUCCGACGACGGCUCGGCCUGUGGAGAUCUGUUCUGGGACGACGGGGAGACCAUCGACACCUACGAGACCGAACAGUACGCCUACAUCGUCUUCAGCGUCGCUCAGAAGGUGAUGACUUCUCAAGUGCUCCAUAACAACACGGAGGCGACGUACAUCACGGUGGAGUCCGCGUUGUUCUACGGCGUGAAGGAGAAGCCGAGCAGGGUGCUGGUGAACUCCCAGGAUGCAACAUUCACCUACAGAGACAACCAGCAGGUGUUAACAGUCACAGAUCUGGGUCUCAACCUCAGUGUGAACUUCACCAUCAGCUGGAUGUAAAGAACUGACCUGUUUGCUGUUUAAGUCACAAGCUGACACGGUCUGUAAGUAUUAGGACCGAAGUGUUUCUCAUUGUCAUGGCUCUUUACUCCAGAGCAACUCAUGUUUAUUAUGCUGAUUUUUAAAGGGGGGCGCGUUUCAUUUCGCAGCCUGGUUGAACCAUAGACUGUAUAUAAAUAUGGACGAUGUGUCCCUGCUUCCUUGCGUUGGUCAAACCGACGCUAUGUUCCUGUGACUUUGGAGCCAGAGUCUGGGCGGUACGAUCUGAGAGUGAAGUCACGUGAAGCCGCGAUAUCAAUGACUCACUCACAUUUUUGUUUAAUUAAUAUUACUCAAUGUUUACACCAGUUAAAAGGAAAUGUUGGACUAUACACUGUGCUUAUCUUCAAAAUUCAGUUUCAAUUGUUAACUCUCACUCACAGGACAGCUUUAGGAGGCGGUUGGCAUGGCAACUGGUGGUGCCUUUAUGUCACAUCCCAUUUCUAUAUCAUCAAACAACUAAACUUAUCCAAAGAAGUGACAUUUGAAAAUUCAUCAACAUUAUAUUAACUGCCUAAAAUAACUGACAUUCGAUAUGUAUUUUACUGUUUUAGUUUGACCCAUUUAAUCCCAUCCACUAACAUGGGAAGGGGUGGUCCAUAUUUAUUCAGUCUACGGUUUGAACGUGUCCAACGGGGACACGUCUUAGCGACAGGCCGGGGAGUUAAAACACUGGAGGUUCAGAUUUUCACAACGUGUUUCCGUCUCCGUUUUUUUAAUAAUAUUUCACAUGCGUGUUGGGUGUCGCGCUCGUAUGUCUUCGUCACUCUUCCACCGCAAAAAAGCUACAGUCGCUGAUUAAACUGAAGCCGAGUUUCACAUGUAACGUUUCGGAGUACAGAGCCAAUGAAAGCUGUCGGUCGGGCUUUAGUGAAAGUGAAUGUAUUCGGGAGCGGGCGAGCUCUAAACCAGCUUUGUGCAGUUCAAACAGAAAAAAAAAAAAAAAAAAAGAUCUUUGUGUACAGAACAAACAUACAUUCAUCAGCUUGGAGAAUUACCAUCACUGACCUGCAGUAGCUUAGCCGCUGCUUUAAUGUGUGGACAUGCAAUAAUCGCUGUCAUGUCACUUGAUCUGAUUCAGACGUAAAGAUUUUAUUUUUUUAACCAAAACUACAUUUUAAACAUCAGCAGAAAGAACAAGUGCAAUAAGUGAAAAUGAACACGGGGCUUUGUGACUGCAGUCCGUACGUGGUUCGUGGUGUAACAGACUUCAAGUGCUUGAACGUUGUUUACUGCCUAUUUUGCACUAAUUUGUCCUGCAGUGUGGUGAAGGUAGAUAGAGGUGCCUUACGAUUCCUCUUGUUGAAGACCGUAGUGCUGUUAAUGUACGACAGCUACUCAAACUGCUAAAUUAUACUAGAGCCAUGUGCUCUACAGUCAUUUUCCAGUCGUGUCCCUUGUCUCAGCGAGAGGUUCUGGCGGAGGAGGACGACACCUAAAGCCAGAAAAUGUAUCUGAGAUAGGCGAGUAUUCAACAGUCGUUCAGCUGAAAUUGGACCUUGAUGCUGUGAAAGUCUGAAUGUAGAGGUUUUGUAUGAAAAAGGCUGCGCCCUAUGCAACUUUGGAAGACGUUUUGUUGAAGAAGUAACGCACGCAUAUCGGCCGCAAAGUCCCAAAGUUUUAUCCUUUUCGUUUCUGUGUUUCCAGCAUGUGAAGACGUUUGUGUUGGCGGUAACUUAUCAUGAAGCCUAGUGUCACUGCUUAAAUUGAAUUGCACAAACCGCGAUAGCUCUUGCAAUUUCGAGGAAAAAAGUAAAGAAAAGAAAAUAUUUUAUUUCAGAUAUUUUGUGCAAAUGUGUAAUCCUGAGGCCGUCUGUUGGCCGCGAACUUAUGAAUGAAACUUAUUUUUCGCUUCCCGCUGAAGUGCCGGAGUACAUGCGUUCGCCUCUAGACGGCAGAGUUUGUUGUGCUGUGACGAUUGUUGGUUGCAUUUUACAGAAUAAGAUGUGUGUUCAUUUCCCACAUGGUGAUUUACUGCCAUAUUUUGUAUAUUUGCUUUUUUAUUUUUUUUGUUUUGUUUUCUUGCUGAAAACCAGAUUUUAGUUUGGGAAGAAAAAAAAUGUGUAAUAAAUGCUCAUUCCUGUC
Molecule: messenger RNA, 5289 nt
Organism: Mugil cephalus (flathead mullet)
Lineage: Eukaryota; Metazoa; Chordata; Actinopteri; Mugiliformes; Mugilidae
Gene: gaa2
Product: alpha glucosidase 2
Exons: 21
Coding region: 256-3165 (969 amino acids)
Biological process (GO): carbohydrate metabolic process
Molecular function (GO): carbohydrate binding; alpha-1,4-glucosidase activity
Source: RefSeq, a predicted model, not a curated record